UAAGUACAUUUAUAUGGUCUCCAACUAUAUAAGCACAAAAGAUUCCCAUUAGUGUAGAGCACCUCUUUACCAACAACAACCUAAAAAGACAAAGUAUUCUCCUUUGUGUACACUCCAGCACUGCUGUUAACAGGAACACAACUGAGAUGCAGUGGUUCACAAUGAACAUGUUGUUGGACCCGACCUGACAUGUCACAUGAUUCAUUGGUAUUCAGCCAAUGACUAUUAUUAGUCAAGUUUUAUCUUCUACAGGUACACCUGGGAAGAGAACAUGUCUUUUUUUAAUAAAACAAAGUACUAAAUAAUGUUAUUUAAAUAUUUAAAAUACACAAAUACAAGCUCUGAAAUUAUUAUUUUUAUAAUAUUACAUUGUUAGAGUUCGGUUUGUAGUGGCAAAAAUCGUUAUAAGGAGGAAAGAUCACUGAGUCGUUGGAGUAUAAGCAAAAAAGGUUUAUUCCAAUUGCAAUUAGGAGAGCACAAGGUACAGUCAAAAAAGUCUGCACAGAGUGAAUCUGCAGACAGAGGGAGCUAACAGUUUUUAUAGAGUUACAAUACAUGUGUGUGUGUGUGUGUGUUGGUAAGGAGGCACAGUCUUACGACCUUGAGGACUUGAGAUAGCAGGCAUUCUGCGCAAGAACAAGAAGACAUGUUAUCUUACAGGAUGAAAAGGGCGGAUUGUGUUCACAUGAAAAUGAUAUAAAAUUAUGUGAAAGAGAUAUAAAGUUAUGUGAAAAUGUUUAUAAAGUUAUGUGAAAAUGUUCAGAAAGUUAUGUGAAAAGGCAUACGCAUGGCACUUUGUCAUAACAGGUUUUUUUUUGCAGAACAGAUGAGAAGAGAGUAAAAUCCUAUGGACUAUUUAUUUAAGACAAUAAUGAAAGAGAUAGCAUGUACAUGGACCUUCUCUGUUCAGAAAUCACAGGCUGCUAAGCAGUUAGCUGUAACCACCUCCGAGAAAAGGAUACCUAACUUACUUUUACACAGAGUUUGAUAAUGUGAAUGUGCGAUUAUCUGAUUGGUCAAAACUGUUGCGGCAGCACCAUGGUUUAAACUUUGACCUGCCCAUUUCGUUGGCACACAGGCUAGUAGUCCUAGCCUCUUGGUGUCACCGGUCACCGCCCUGUGGAAGGAAAAAGCUAACAGCACACUUCUGUAUCUUGUCUCGUGUUCGUCAGUGCCCAUCUCCACCUGGGCCUGUGGCCUUGAAUUGAAGCACAAAGAGUGCUUCUGUUUUUCAUCCGCUUGCCCUCAAAUAUGUGGUGAUGUGCAAAGCGUUAUCAGUAUAUCCUUUCUUUUGAUACUCCUUAUUUCUGUUUGCUGUGCCUGGCACAUACGAUCUGUUUAAUGCUUUGCUAAAUAUAUUUCUAAGCAGCAUUUUACUAAAGGUCAUAAUGCAGAUUAUUGCUAUUUUUUAUUAAUCUCUAACAACAUCUCAUUUAACCGGAAUGAAUAUUCAAAAGUAUUUAAAUAUAUAUUUUAACAUAGGCCUAUUCAUUUAAUUAAAAUACUGUCCAUCACUGGUUAUAGGCUCUUCAAAGCAUUGCAUCAAAAUAUCUGGACUGUUAUAAUGGUUGUAUAGAUGAAAGAGACAUCAACUGGCACAAAUUAUAUUAUAAUAUCACUUUUCAUAAUAAGAAACAAGUAUUAAUGUAGUGGUUAGCACUCUCGCCUCUCAGCAAGAGGGUCGACGGUUUGCCUCCCGCCUGCGGCUCUUCUGUGUGGAGUUUUCAUGUUCUCCCCGUGUCAGCGUGGGUUCUCACCGGGUACUCCGGCUUCCUCCCACAGUCCAAAAACAUGCACUUAUGUUUAAUUGGUGACUCUAAAUUGCCCCUAGGUGUGAAUGAGAGCGUGAAUGUCUGUAUUUAUAUGUCAGCCCUGUGAUAGUCUGGCAAUCUGUCCAGGGUGUACCCCGCCUCUCGCCCACUGACAGCUGGGAUUGGCUCCAGCCCCCCGCAACCCGAGUGCGGUUAAGCGGUUAGUGAUUUUGGAAUGGAUGAUUCAUGAUUUGCACUGAACAAUUAUCUCACAUAUAGAAACAUAGGCCUAUAGAAUCUCCUCUAUAUACUAUAGGUUACCCAUGUUAUACACAUGGUCACCCAAAAUAAAGACAUUGGAUUGUACCUUUUUUUCUCCUUUUUGCAUUAAUGUCAAAGCUUCAUUGUUAAUGUAGUACAGAUUCAAGACCAGGUCUCAUUAAUAGAAAAAUGCUUAACAAUUCUGAUCCCAGCUUUAAAAUAGUAUCAGGAGUCUACUUGAUGAUUCUAUUUUAUGCUACAUUAUACUUGUAUUCCACUACACAUUGGAGGACAACUGACAUUAUCUUUUUGAGACCUACUUUUAUUGAUGUUUUUCUUUUGAUGAAAAAAGUGUCUUGUCACUGCAACAUUUUUAUCUGUGUUGGAUUACGGAGGUCUUUUGUACAUGAAUGCUGCUCAGUGUCUUAGAAUGAUUGAUACUGUUUAUCAUGCUUCUUUGAGGUUCAUUACUAACUGUAAGAUGUCCACUCACCAUUGUGAUUAUACUCUCGGGUAGGAUGGCCUGCUCUGGCCACUCGAAGGGCUAGUCAUUGGUAUACUUUCAUUUAUAAGGCAAUAUUGGGACUGCUGCCUUCAUACAUUUGCACCUUAAUUACUCUGAGCAAUGCUGGAUCUUAUUCUCUUAGUUCACAAGAUCAAUUGUUGCUUUCUGUCCCUUAUGCUCGUACGGAGUUGGGUAAAAGGGAAUUUGUUUACUCUGCACAUUAUGCAUGGAAUAUGCUACAGAAAGACUGGAAACUAAGGUCUGUGUCUUAUGUAAAUAUGUAACUGUUUUGCGUUGUCAGGGUCCCCUUGCAAAAGAUGUUCUUAAUCUCAAUGGGAUAUUUCCUGGUUAAAUAAAGGUUAAAUUAAAAAAAAUUAACUAUCGGACUUCUAACUGCUGGUGGAAGAUAUUUUUUUCACUCGCAACUCACGUGUCGAAAGUGCGCCUCCGAAAUCCACUUGCUUCUGAAAGAAAACAUUGUUUACAUUUACUUUAAGGAACUGUGUGUUCCUAAUGUGCAGUGAGCUCGUAUACUGUUAUUCCAGAGUGGGAAGAUCUGAUCAGAAAUGACCGUGGAACUGAGCGGAGAGCAGCUGGAGAUGGCUGAGACCCGGCUGAGAAGAGCUUUACCUUGGUCACACCAGGUUUAUGGUUGUCUGGUCCUCAGAAACAGAGUCAGGUCAGACCCUGUGAGGGUUUUAGUGGACAGAUGGCCAGAGUUUAAUGUCAUUAUCUGCAAACCACAAUAUGAACAGGAGGCUGACCGCUUCAAAGACGUACUGGUUUUUGCCAGUGAUGAAGCUAUUCUCAAGGAGACCAUAAUGAAGUCCUCUGUUAUUGACUGGACCCAGUCCUUUUGUAUUGGAAUGUACCAUCACCACAUGGAGACAUUCAAAGCAGUCGCAUCAGAAAAAGACGUAUCCAGCAGAAAACUGGCAGUGUGUCACAUGAUGAGACUGGAGGAUGUAUCCAACCUUCCCUCUAUAGACAGCUCAGGGAUCUCUCUAAGCUCUCUGGAUGAAUCACACGUUGGCUUUGUCAAUCAGACAUGGAAGUUUGGAGACAAUGCAGCUGUCAGGAUGAUCCGGAACAUGCUCGCAAACUUCCCCUCCUGCUGCGUGCUGGACGCAGAAGGAAAGCCUGUGUCCUGGAUCCUGACCUAUGCGUCGUGUGCAAUGGGCAUGUUGCACACUUUACCAGAGCACAGAGGGAAAGGCUACGCUAAAGUCCUGGUCAGCACCAUGGCCAGGAGAUUCUUCACUGAGGGCUACCCAGUGUACUGCUUUGUAGAGGAGGAUAACGAGGUCUCCUACAAGCUCUUUAAAAACCUGGGCUUCAUUGAGGAUCCCUCAUACAGGGAGACAUGGUGUCAAAUCAAUGAUUUUUAAAUAUGUUAAAGAAG
This is a messenger RNA of Centropristis striata (black sea bass), 3919 nucleotides long. Its product is annotated as glycine N-acyltransferase-like. The record is from RefSeq and is a predicted model, not a curated record. Gene Ontology annotation, cellular component: mitochondrion. Gene Ontology annotation, molecular function: glycine N-acyltransferase activity. NCBI's taxonomy places the organism in Eukaryota, Metazoa, Chordata, Actinopteri, Perciformes, Serranidae. The coding region runs from base 3084 to 3905 and encodes 273 amino acids. The transcript has 5 exons.